Drechmeria coniospora is the source of this 549-nucleotide messenger RNA. RefSeq names its product dUTP diphosphatase. The record is from RefSeq and is a predicted model, not a curated record. The coding region runs from base 1 to 549 and encodes 182 amino acids. The transcript is spliced from 2 exons. Gene Ontology annotation, biological process: dUMP biosynthetic process; dUTP catabolic process. Gene Ontology annotation, molecular function: dUTP diphosphatase activity; magnesium ion binding. NCBI's taxonomy places the organism in Eukaryota, Fungi, Ascomycota, Sordariomycetes, Hypocreales, Ophiocordycipitaceae.
AUGUCCUCAGCGACGAUGGAGACCAACGGCACCAACGGCACCAACACUGCUCCGGCGGCGAAGCGUGUCAAGACGGGCGACGAUGCUGCGGCCGGCUCGAUGCUGCAGGCCCAGGCCGAGACGUGCGCGAUGCAGGUCAAGAAACUUUCGCCGAACGGCCGCGUGCCUACUCGUGGCAGCGCCUUUGCCGCCGGCUACGACAUGUACGCGGCCCGGGACACCGUAGUUCCCGCGCGCGGCAAGGUGCUCGUCGACACGGACAUCAGCAUCGCCGUCCCCGCCGGCACCUAUGGCCGGAUCGCGCCACGUUCUGGCCUCGCCUGCAAGCACUUCAUCGACACGGGUGCGGGCGUCAUCGAUGCCGACUACCGCGGCCAGGUCAAAAUCCUGCUCUUCAACCACGCCGAGGCUGACUACGAGGUCAAGGAGGGCGACCGCAUCGCCCAACUCAUCCUCGAACGCAUCGUGACCCCCGAGGUCGUCGAGGUCGAGAAGCUCGACGAGAGUGUCCGCGGUGCUGGUGGCUUUGGCAGCACGGGCAAACAGUGA